GCUUUCGGUUCACUUCGCUCCCCUCGCAGGCGCUCCCUGUCUGCGUGGUGUGUGUGGUGUGAGGUGUGAGGUGUGCGUGGUGUGUGUGGUGUGGUUUGCGUAGUGUGGUGUGUGGUGUGGUGUGCGUGGUGUCGUGUGUGUGGUGUGCAUGGUGUGUGUGGUGUGGUGUGCGUAGUGUGGUGUGUGUGGUGUGCGUGGUGUGGUGUGUGUGGUGUGUGUGGUGUGCGUGGUGUGGUGUGUGUGGUGUGUGUGGUGUGCGUGGUGUGGUGUGCGUGGUGUGUGUGGUGUGCGUGGUGUGGUGUGUGUGGUGUGUGUGGUGUGCGUGGUGUGGUGUGCGUGGUGUGUGUGGUGUGCGUGGUGUGGUGUGUGUGGUGUGCGUGGUGUGGUGUGUGUGGUGUGCGUGGUGUGGUGUGUGUGGUGUGUGUGGUGUGCGUGGUGUGGUGUGUGUGGUGUGCGUGGUGUGGUGUGCGUGGUGUGUGUGGUGUGCGUAGUGUGGUGUGGUGUGCGUAGUGUGGUGUGGGGUGUGUGGAGUGCGUGUUGUGUGGUGAGGUGUGUGUGGCGUGUGUGGGUGUGUGAAGGCUGUAACGGCACGACACGAUACUCGCCACUUAGACCAUCAACGACUGCCUCUGUAUCAGUAACAUCUCACGAACACCAUCCCCCCCACCACCCAAACUACCACCACCACCCACACCACCACCACCCACACCACCACCACCACCACCACCACCACCCACACCACCACCACCACCCACGCGUCGGGUCCGAGUUUGCGAUGGAGGGGGACUCUCCCCGCAUGUUCAGGGUGCGGGUCCCGUCAGACGCUCAGAGAUUCGGCGUGGCGGCCGUCAGCCUGUACCAGCUGCUUACGAAGGCAGCGAGGAAGCUGAAGCUCGCAGAGAGAAGGGAUGGGCCUCUGCGUGUCUGCUUGGAGGAGGAUGGGACAGAGGUGGGGGAUGAGGAGUAUUUUUCUGUGCUCGACAGGAAUACCUGCCUGGUUAUUUUAAAACAUAACGAGCGUUGGACAGGAGUGGGUGUGCAUGCCGUGUCUCAUGCAAUGGUUCAUUUUGAAAGAUGCACACACGACGUGCUUGAAAUUUUUCGGAAUGAUCCUAAUGGAAAGUUAACAAAUAUCUUAAAGAAUUUUCUAAAUUCCAUUGAAGACUGCUCGGAAAGGGAAUCCCGACAAGAUGACCCUACGUGGUUUGAAGGUGUGGAGAACCGCUUCAAGCAUAAGCGGGAAGAGAUGCGCCACCGCUGCAAAACGCGGAUGCGGGGUUACUUAAGCGACGCAGUCGCAUAUAAAAAUAAAGUUCCAAUGGAGCACCAGAAGAGAUACGAGGAGCUGCUUCAGCUGAUAAGGAAUGAGUUGAAGACGCAAUGCUUCAAUCAGGAUUACUUCGAUAGGUCUGCUGCUGUGGAAGUGCGGUUAUGUGACAACAAUGGACAAUUCUCUUGCCAGGGUGCAUAUAAUAAACAAGACUGUCAAUAUCAGCACAAGAUAAACCCAUACGCCAACUGGGAGAGCAGAAUACAAUUCAGCGUCUGGAACCUAGACCACCGGAUUGAGAAGUCCCGUGAGGUGCUGCCCAGCUUGAAGAUUGCAUUGGAACAGUCGAACGGUCGACAGAUCAACUGGAGAUAUUUUUAUGGGCUUUUAUUCACUCGGGAAAACCUUAAACUAGUAGACAUCGUGUGUCAUGACAAGACGUGCCACAAACUCAAAUGCAGAAAACUAAAAUUUUACGUGUAGUAAAAUGAUCUCAUUUUGAGUCACGUGGGAGAAGGUGGGGGGGGGGUGGUGAGUUUUUUAGGAGUGUGUGAAUUGAAAGGAUACAAAAGAGAAAUGACGGAGAAAAAUUCGUGUGGACCUUAUUUUAUCUGGGAUUUUAUACAGUGCUUUUGUGAAUGCGCUUUACAAAAAAUGCUAAUGGGGAAAAGGAAUGGGGUUUGAGUGUUGGGGAAGGGAUGGCAAGGAAGGGUGAUGAUAGGGAAAGGGAGGGGCGAAGUUAUGAGAGAGAAGGCUGGUGAACGUUUUAAGGACAAGGACAGGAAGUAGUAGAGGGAUACGCUUGAGGAACGAAAAACGUGACUGAGCACAGGUAGGAGGGGUGUAGUGAGGGACCAGAGAGAUUGUGAAUGCAGGUGGCGAGAUGGGACCUAAUAAGAAGGAAAAGAAGCGAGAUAGGGUGGGGCAGAACCAUGAAGCAAUUUUUAAACAAGUGUAAUAAACGACUUCCACGA
Messenger RNA from Lethenteron reissneri (Far Eastern brook lamprey), 2244 nucleotides. RefSeq names its product DNA fragmentation factor subunit beta (gene DFFB). Gene Ontology annotation, biological process: apoptotic DNA fragmentation; apoptotic process. Gene Ontology annotation, cellular component: cytoplasm; nucleus. Gene Ontology annotation, molecular function: DNA endonuclease activity. Lineage: Eukaryota; Metazoa; Chordata; Hyperoartia; Petromyzontiformes; Petromyzontidae. The record is from RefSeq and is a predicted model, not a curated record.